AUGCACGGUUCAGUUUUUGAGUCUAACUUGUUUACCGCUACAGUAAGAGCGAGGAGAAAUCCAGCACGUCCUGCACCGUGUUGGGACAUUAUCAAUGCAGAUUCAUCGGAUGAAGCGUUGGAGAAAAAGAACAUUCUCGAAGUUCCAAUUCUUGAUAACAUCCAGAACGCAGACAAUCGAGUUGGAGCAAUCACGCGGCAGAACUUCAAUGUGAUACCGACAGACAUCGUCAUUUCCAUGGAUUUGAGUAACCUUACGAUUGUUGAUCCACAUGUUACCGUAGUUUCUGUAGUCUUCAGCUUUUUGUGGAAAGAAGUCGAAAGAUUCAUUCCCAACGAUGAUUCAUCUCAAACGGGUCUUGGUGCAGUAAAUGGUGAUGUUUUGUGCGCCAUCAAUGAUAUGAUUGGACGCGUAAUUUUGGUCAGCACUACAGAUAAAAAACGGUACUCCGGAGUUCUUGAUGCGGUUUCUAAAGAUCUCGCUUUUGGACUUCAAUGUGUUGUCGAACUCACAAAAGAGAAUGAAAACAAUUUGCUAAGAACGGAAUCAGAAGUAGUCGAAAAGAUGAUGUUCAACUUCGAAGAUAUCGUUGACUUCGCUUACGUCACUCAAGAAGACACAAAGAAUCAUCUUGUCAGCAAAUUUGUUACUGAUCGGCAAUAUCAUGGAGAUGCUCCAAAUGACAACGAGGAACUCCAGGAAUGGAAUGGAGGAGAGGACGAAGAUGGCCUCGGAGGAUCUAUCGAAGAUGAUGUAGUGACAACUGGCUCACAAAGCUCUCGACGUAAUAAUCAUAAUAAUGGAAAUGGAUGGUCAGUGAACGAAAUGUUUGCUGUUAAUGAAAAGAUGAACGUUGUUUCAACGUUCAAAGAAGACUUGACACAAUACACAACAGUCGAAGUAGUGGGAAGUGAAGAAGAUAGAGCCCGUGCUGAACGACUCGCUAGAGAAAUCGAGUCUAACUCCUCAUCGAAGUUCAUGGCAAAUCUUGAAAAUGACGACGACGAACGUGAUUUAGACAAAAUGACUCGUCAAGAAGACUUCGACAACGGAAGCAAUCAGCGUGGUGGCAAAAGAAAUAACUUCAAUCAGCCACCACAACAACGACGCAAUCCGAAUAUCACACCCAAUGGCCAACCUGUUAAUCGACGUGCCGAGGGGCUACGUGGAGAUCGUCGAAAUAGUGGAAGUUCAUCAGCGAAUAACAGCCGAUACGGUCCACCAACAUCCGUACAAAAUUAUCAGCCACAACAAGGUCAAAAAAGCGGUGGCAGUCACAACAACCGACGGCAGAACGAGGAAUAUCGUGACAAUGACUGGCAGAUGGCCAAGGGGAAGGGCCAAAACCAGGGGAACGAUCAGUCUUUCCGUCAACAACAAAAACAGAUGCUGGACCCACGGCCAAGUGCCAAACAACCGGAAGGAUCUACCCCGCCUGCACCUCAAGGAAACUCGGGUAGUGCUUGGAACCGUGGGCCGCCAAGUUCACUUGUUGCAAAAGGAACAACGACAGACUCAACUCCACUGGCAACUGAAAAUGAGGAGUCAAGUGUGCCUAGAACAGUUCCCCAGAAAAAAGAAGAUUCGCCGUCCAACAUCGGAGAAGGCAACAACGAGACAGAUGGACAUCAGGAGGACGGAGAUAAUGUUUCCAUCACUGAUCGUUCUGAAACGUCUUCUGUUGUUACAACGAAAUCUUCAUCCUUCAAAUUCAAUAUAAACGCCCCGGAGUUCAAACCACGUCCUGCUGCGGCAGCUACGCCCACUCCAACGACACCAACUGGACCCGUUUCACAGAACAUGCCACAGAUUUCUCAGCAGUUCAUUCCUGCUGAAUAUCAACAACAUCCAGGGAUGAUUCAACCGGUAGGCCCACAAGGCUCACCGAUGGGAUUGCCUGGAGGUAUGGUGCCACAUAUGCCUCCAGGAGGAGUCCCACAAAAUCAAGGUCAACCUAUUAUGAUGUGGCAACAAAAUCAACAAGGAUACCCCCAACCUCAUCAAUUUUCCGCCCAACAAGCUGCAGUCCCAGGAGUACCUGGUCAGAUGUAUGGUCCUGCCGCUACGAAUCCGAUAACAGUCAACCAAAUGAAUCAGCCAACUCAGCAAAUUCCGACGAGCACUGCUGGCAGCGCACCAACAGACGGAAGACAAGGAAAUGCUCAUGGUAGGCGACAAGAUGGAGAGUAUCGUGAAGCCCAACCAUUGUUCUAUCCAUCCUAUGGACAAACAGGGCAGAUGAUGCCAGUUCAACAGCAAUUCUACCCCCAGCAGUAUCAAGGAACCAUGCAACAACAGCAGUAUCCGAUGAAACUUAUUCCACAGCAGGGUCCGCAAGGAAGCUAUCCUCAGAGAUUCCAGCAACAACAACCGCAACAAGUUUACAUGGUUCCGCAAGGACAGUUACCACAGCAAAGAUAUCAAGGAGUCGCACAACAAACACAUCAAUUUGCUGGAGAACAGGGUGCACCUCAAUCACAUCCAAAUAGUCAACCAACGACACCGGGUCCACGAGGGGAAAUCAAUGGACAGAAAGUUCAGCAAGGACCGCCACAAUCACAGAAUGGUAACAAUGGAAUGCAUCGGGAACCAGAAGCUGGUAGUAAUGCGAGUUUGAGUGGAUCGGCAAGUUCACAGUCUGGACAACGUAGUGGAUCGCCUCAAAACAUUGGAGUACCACCCCAGCAACAACACCAACAGGGACCACCACCACCGCACGGUCCACCACCACCACAUGGUGGAGCCCAACAUGCUGUGCCACCUCAUGCAGCCCCGCCACAUGUUGGACCACCCCAGGCAACCAUGGUGGGACAACCAAUGCAAUUUAUGGUCAUGCAAGCGCAUCAUCAAAUGCAUCCGCAAAUGCAAAAUUAUUAUCAACAGCAGCAAAUGUAUUAUCCAACAAUGGUGGUUCCACAGCAAAUGCAGAUACCGCAAAAUCAACAUGGUCAGCAAAGUUUAAUGGGAGAACGUGCUGAUACCGGUUAUUCACAAAACAAUAUUUUCGAUUAUCGUACAAUGCCAAACUAUCAACCCAACCAACCACAUCAGCAACAGCAACAUCAACAAAUGCAUCCACCCCACAUUCCUCGUCAAAACUCCCUGCCGCAACAGUUUGGAGGAAAUCAAGGUGUAAAUCCCUCUUCCCAACAAGCUCCACCGUCUGCUCCUCCUCCUCCACAACAACAACAACAACAGCAGCAAGGUGGUCCACCAAGAGAACAUCAACAACAGGCUCAAAGUCCACAGUAA
Messenger RNA from Caenorhabditis remanei, 3252 nucleotides. RefSeq lists its product as uncharacterized. The transcript is spliced from 17 exons. Lineage: Eukaryota; Metazoa; Nematoda; Chromadorea; Rhabditida; Rhabditidae. Gene Ontology annotation, molecular function: RNA binding. The record is from RefSeq and is a predicted model, not a curated record. Gene Ontology annotation, biological process: cytoplasmic stress granule assembly. Bases 1 to 3252 code for a protein of 1083 amino acids. Gene Ontology annotation, cellular component: cytoplasmic stress granule.